Messenger RNA from Styela clava, 4146 nucleotides. RefSeq names its product protein nucleotidyltransferase YdiU-like. The record is from RefSeq and is a predicted model, not a curated record. Lineage: Eukaryota; Metazoa; Chordata; Ascidiacea; Stolidobranchia; Styelidae.
CCUCACACAGAGUGUGAUGAAUUGAGUAGACAAUGCGAAUCGGUAGACAUUUUCAGUUCUUUUAAAUUAUACUGCAUGCACGAGCCCUUGUGUAUAGAAAUGUAUUAUUACUUAAAAAAAAAUUUAGUUUGAUAUUUCAUAAAGGUAUUAUCCAGAAUGAAUGUUUUUUCCAAUUCGUGUUUGACAAGAAAUUUUGUUAAUUAUAAAAAGCUAUUAUCGAAUUUAUUAUUCUUUUGCCAAUACUAGCGCUUACUAUUCGAUGGAUUUAACCCAGAAAUGCGAAAUUCGAGAUAUGUUGGAAAAAUGAGAAAAUUGUAGUUUUGAUUUUUAUAAUCCUUUGACUUUUUUGAGGUGAAUAAUGCCCCUAAUUAUGAUUACCAGCUUGAAACAAAACUUGGCGAAUUUUUUUUUCUGAAAUUCAACAUUUCGUUUUUUUUUUUCUUGAAAUCAAUCUGGACUCGUUGCCUUUUUUCAUUUUGAAUUGAAAGACUUUGUUCCCAUAUUUUGUUGGAGAUCCAUGAAAAUAACAACUCGUAUGCAUAGCAGUUUAAUUGUGGACAUAGUAGCCCCACCUAGCAGAGCUGUGUUGUUAGAGAAAAUUUACGAUUAACUGUAAAUUCGACCCAUUUUAAAAACGACUCAACUCAGUAUUGCUUAAAAUUUUAAGUUUGAAAUCCCGUCCUCUAUGAAUUCGAUAUUUCACUCCAGUGGGAUAGAUAUUACAACUUCGAGGCCGAUAAUUGUGACCUGGGCCACCUGGUAUAUAGUUUGCUUACUGAUACGACUUUAUCUUAUUAUUCUUUGUUACUGCUUCAAGUUUUAUGUACAAACUCAUUUUCCAUCCAUUGUAUUUAUUGAAGAAAAUUUUUUGUCUUAUUAUCUUUUAUAUAUCAUCAUGUAACAUAAAUUUUUUCAUCAAAAAUGUGUUUUAACAACAUUUCAAGAUGUCAGCUGUGUAGACUUGGGCCAUGGGGUCCGGAAAACAUGUGUCAAAUGUCUCAUUUGAAAAAUGUCAAAAUUUAAAGAAUUGUUCAUAUACGACAAUUUUGACGCCAGGUUUCAUUCUGGCGAGGAAAUUUGGAACCUUAGACUCCGAUCCCCUGGUACAACUGGACCUUCCAAACAUAGCAGGGAUGCCAAAAAAAUUUAAAUGAAAUCAAUCCAAGUUUUUUUGAGUGACACAUAAUCGAAAAUGGCGUGUAAGAGAUUUGAUACACAUAAUUAAAAUGGCUGUUUUGCUUUGUAAUUGUGUGGUAUACAAAUGUGGUUUAUGGUCACUGCUGGCUUUUAGAAAUAGGGGCAUACCCAGGGGGUGAAUUUUGCAAGUUGGAAUCCUCCUUUCCCCUUUCCAAAUGUAAUUUUUUCGUAUCAUUCAUAGCAUAGACUCUUGGAAACCAACAUUUUUCUGCCGGAACCAGCUGGAUGUUACAGUCUAACUUGGCUAUAAGAAAUUGCAGAAAUUUGGUCGGAGUUGCUGAUAUUUUUUUUUACAAGAAUUAAUUUGCUUUUUUUUUUGUAAAAUCAUGAAUUUCACCAAACAGUGCAAUGGAUCAAUUGCAAAAGUAAUUUCAGAGUGUUUGUAACCAUAUAUGGGCAUCCCUGAUCUCAUGGCUCCUAAAUUUAAAAAAAAACGGUUGAAGCGUGACCAGUCGGAAUAAUCUCAUAGUAACAAGCAGGUGCUCGUGCUGCUACUUUUUAUUUUGACUAAAACAAACAUAAAAGAGUUUUAAAGAAGUAACUUUACGAUAAGACGGUAUUUUGAUUGGUCAUGCCUCAAUAAUUCUCACUAGUGGCGGAACUGUACUAAUCCUUCAUUUGUUCACUAUAUUUCAUUAUUGACAAAUAUAUGCCGUUUGUUUUUCCAGAAUAUUUAUUAAAAAUACAUAAUUACAGAGAUUGGUAUGUUUGUUUGAAUAACACUAGCAAUACUUGUGCAGAAGAGGAGAGAAAAGCAUAGAAGAAAAACCUCGUCUCGAGUUCUAAUUUGCUGCGAGUAUAGCCAGCGAUGAAAUUCAAAACUAGCGAGGUAAAUGGAGAUUCCUUAUGCUAAGCCCUUCUGUAGAUGGUUACUAUUUGUCCUCUACUGGGACUAUGUUCAGACGAACUCCAAUAUUGCGCAAUUUGAAUCCGAUUUCCAGUGCUUAUCUAUGGAAUACAAACUCAUGCUUUGGAAACACCAUGUUCGAGCUGACAUUUGCUUUAAUUCACGGAACCAAAAAUCUCUGAAACUAAAAAAAUUUCAACAUUGGCGAUUUAGUGAGCCUCUACUGCUAUCUAGUGGAUUUAAAUUUGACCCGGAAUCGAGGAAUUUCAUUCGAGAAGUCAGGAAUUCAAUAUUUUCUUUUGUGAAUCCAACGCCUAUGAAAACAGCAGUUCAACUCGUUGCAAUCUCAAGUAAUGCACUGGAAAACACUCUGGACUUGGAUACCGCUGAUUGCAAUGUUUCCAGAAGUUUUCUUGAUUUUAUCAGCGGAAACAAAGUCUUGAAUGGAAGUUUUCCUCUUGCACACAGGUAUGGAGGCCAUCAGUUUGGAUCGUGGGCCGGACAGCUUGGCGAUGGUCGAGCUCAUCUGCUUGGUGAAUACGUGAACUCAAAGAAUGAAAGAUGGGAGUUGCAAUUGAAAGGCUCCGGUCUUACACCUUACUCCCGCCGAGGAGAUGGUAGAGCAGUGCUUCGUUCCUCUGUGCGUGAAUUUUUGUGCAGUGAGGCGUUACACCACUUGGGGAUUGCAACAUCGCGUGCAGUGACCCUUAUCGUAACAGACGACCCUGUGACACGAGAUCAAUUCUACAAUGGGAAUAUAAAAAUAGAGCGGGCAGCUGUUGUUUUACGUCUUGCUCCUUCUUGGUUUCGAAUUGGUUCGCUGGAAAUAUUAGAAUCGAAUAAUGAAAUAGAUCUCUUACGGCACCUUGUGGACUUCAUUAUACAGAACUAUUAUCACAAAGAAGUAGAUUCUUCGUCCGAAAAUGAGUACGUUCAAUUCUUCGGUGCGGUUUUUAACAGAACAUUGGUGACUGUCACAAAGUGGAUGGCGGUUGGGUUCACUCAUGGAGUUUGCAACACUGACAACUACAGUCUCCUCGGAUUAACAAUCGAUUUUGGUCCAUUCGGAUUCGUAGAAGAAUACGAUGAAAAUUUUGUUCCAAACACAUCUGAUGAUGAAGGCAGGUAUUCACUUGGUAAACAACCGUCAAUUGCAAUGUAUAAUCUGGACAAAUUACGAAUCGCGAUUUUGCCUUUAUUAGACAAAAAAGGCCGCAAAAAUGUUUCUAAAAUCUUGCAUACAUUCAAUGAAAGAUAUCAAGAACUUUUGAUGAAAGAGUUUCGCAAAAAACUUGGACUUUUCAAUGAAUUUGAAAAUGAUUCUUUAUUACUUGCAUCACUGUUAUAUCUUAUGCAACAAACGAGGGCUGAUUUCACUUCAACUUUUCGCCAACUCAGUGAGUUGACUGCAAAUGAAAUGUUCGUGGACUCAAUUCCUAGUUACUUAUGGGCUUUAAAAAUUUUAUCAAGACAUGAGUACUUUUCAAAGUGGUUGGAAUCGUAUCGUUUGCGGUUAGAAGACAAUCCAGGAAGUGUUAGUGAUGAAAUCAGGAUGAAAAGAAUGUGCAGCGUAAAUCCACGCUAUGUUCUUAGAAACUGGAUGGCAGAAGAAGCGAUUCAAAAAGCUGAAAAAAACGAUUUCUCAGUUGUUCGUAAAGUAUUGAAAAUUUUGCAACGGCCUCACACAAAACAGAUAAUCGCAGAAAAACUUGGCUAUGCCAGUCCAAGCCCUGAUUGGGCAACACAUCUAAAAGUCAGUUGUUCAUCUUAGUGCAGACGUUAGCAAAAUAUGCAAGUGGAACAAGAGUUAUUGGGGUCAAAGGUCGAAUUUGAUAAAAAAAAUCAAGCAUCAGUUGUUGGAACCCCUGCUCCAAGUUUUAGAAAUUUGCCAUCAAGUCCAUGCAUCUAAGCAAAUUCUUGGGCCCAUAUCCGAUAUGAACUGGCCAAUGGGGGCUAAUAAGUGGCUAUGGUAGUCUUUCGCAGCCCCGCGUCAAUAUUGUGUGCCUUUCUAUUUCAAUUGAUCUUUUUGUUAGCAUUUCUUAUUACUUGUGUCGCUACAAUAUUUCAUGCACGACGGAAAUAAAAUAUCUGAAUCUAUGGUA